AUGGUUGAGAUUAAAUACUUUAUAUUGUUGAUAUUCGAUGACCCGAUUGUGAGCCAGGUAUUCGGUGAAGUCGGGUUUCGGAGCACUGAUAUUAUGCUCGACGUGCUUCACCCUCCUGUGACGCGGUUUCCGCGCACUCGUUGUCCCCCUCUGUUUCUAUGUAACGUUUCCGAAUCUGGUUCUGGUCGGGCUAGGUUCAUGUUUGGGGGAGAUUUCGACCAGAACUGUCAGAGAAUAGGUGAAGUGUUGGGUCGGAAAAACAAGAAGAAUCCUCUUCUUGUCAGGACUUGCGGUGGUAAAGCAUUCAAAACGUUUAGUGAUUCGAUCAACAGAGGGAAGUUGGCUUUUUUACCUCUGGAGAUUAGUGGGUUAAGUGUAGUUAGUGUAGAGAAAGAGAUUAGUGAGAUGAAAGUUGAUGAGUUAGGGAGAAUCGUGGAGCAAAGCUGCUCGAGUUCGAAACCGGGGAUGGUGGUUUUGAAUCUAAGAGAGGUCAAGGUCUUGAUCGGUGAUGCUCUUGUGUCGAGGCUCUCGGAGAUUUUGAAGAUUCACCAUGAGAGGCUCUGGUCCAUCAGGAGUGUUUCGAGCAAUGAGCUGUAUUUGAAACUGGUGAAGAGGUUUCCGACGAUUGACAAGGACUGGAAUCUUCAUCUUCUUCCUAUUACAUCUUCGAAUCAAGGAGAUUAUCCUAAGUCAAGUUUGAUGGGAUCAUUUGUCCCAUUUGGAGGGUUCUUCUCAUCAACAUCAGAUUUCAGAGUACCGUUUAGUAACUCAAUGAACCAGUCUCGUCUUCCUCGGUGUCAUCUCUGUAACGAAAAGUGUGAGCAAGAAGUCACAGCCUUAGGUAAGUCCAGUUCGAUGACCACCGAUGAUCAGUCUUCAGAGAAGUUACCCUCUUGUUUACGUAUUGUAGAAUCUGAACAAGAGAAAGGGGUUCUCAGACAGGCUAAAGAUGAUCCAAACACAUUAGCUUCUGUACAAAAGAAAUGGGACGACAUUUGUCAACGAAUCCACCAAACUCCGGCGUUUCCUAAGCUAAGCUUUCAGCCUGUGAGACCACAGUUUCCACUUCAGCUUGUUUCUUCUAGCAACACCAAUUUGAGUCCCCUUCAACCCGUCGUGCCCCUUGGGACAUUCCCAAACGUUCAGUCCAACCGCCACCUUUGGAACGAUCCGGAUUGGCCGCAUAACCAACCCGUAGUCUAG
Messenger RNA from Eruca vesicaria subsp. sativa (arugula), 1203 nucleotides. Lineage: Eukaryota; Viridiplantae; Streptophyta; Magnoliopsida; Brassicales; Brassicaceae. The record is from the annotation of a GenBank genome assembly.